Messenger RNA from Triplophysa rosa, 5342 nucleotides. It is a transcript of the gene map3k2, whose product is annotated as mitogen-activated protein kinase kinase kinase 2. The coding region runs from base 526 to 2388 and encodes 620 amino acids. The transcript has 17 exons. Lineage: Eukaryota; Metazoa; Chordata; Actinopteri; Cypriniformes; Nemacheilidae. The record is from RefSeq and is a predicted model, not a curated record. Gene Ontology annotation, molecular function: protein binding; ATP binding; protein kinase activity. Gene Ontology annotation, biological process: protein phosphorylation.
UGUGAAGUCACUUGAGUUUUGAGUCAAAGGACAGCAGCGCUGUUCACUGAACUAGUGUUUGCGUACUUAAUUCCUAACAGUUCUUAUCGUGUCGUUAUGCUCUCUUGGAUUCAUUGUAUUCCAAGACAAUCUCUGCAAUUUCCGCGUUGUAUAUUGGGUAUCUUAAUAUUAUUCCCUCAGUCUAACUGACAGCUCUUCAUCAGGUAGCGCGCGAUAAACCUAAUGUAAACAAACUUCGAUCGGCAGUCGCAGGUUACUCGUAUUUUCGUCCACGAAACCCCCAGGAAUCGGCGACACUGGCUGUCAGGGGCGUGUAAAGUGUCUCGUGGUCAGUGGGAGAUGACACAGGCUCUACACUGAGUUAGAUCCGUGUGUUCGAGUGUCGGGAGCGGGUCUGAUUCGUCUCCGGGGCCUCAUAUCUGUGGAUGAGGAAGUGAACGGACCGAGCUCACCCAGGAGAAAGGAUCCCAUUUGAUGGGAGAAUCCUCUUUCCUUCCCUCCUGGGUGAAUCGGUGAUCUGUCAAAAUGGAUGAGCAGGAGGCGCUGAACUCCAUCAUGCAGGAUCUGGUGGUGCUGCAUCGAUCCAGUCGACCAUCUGGUCUGUGUGACCUGAACAAACCCAAGGCCUCCUCACCCAAGAACCAGAAUGACGUGAGGGUGAAGUUCGAGUUCAGAGGAGAGAAGAGGAUCCUACAGUUCCCACGGCCCGUCAGUCUGGAAGAUCUGAGCGCCAAAGCUAAAGUAGCAUUUGGCCAGAGCAUGGACCUGCAUUACACCAAUAAUGAGCUUGUGAUUCCGUUGAGCACUCAGGAUGAUCUGGAUAAAGCCGUAGAGCUGCUGGAUCGCUCUGUGCACAUGAAGAGCUUGAAAAUUCUGCUGGUACUGCCCUCCUGCACUCAGAUCUCCAGUAAGGAUCUGUCUGCUCAUGAUAACCUGGACAACACCAACUUUAGGACUGCGGAUAAGAAGAGUAUGCUGGCACUCAUAGGUUCUCAGUCAACCGAUCGCAGUUCUCCUCCUCCAGGUUAUAUUCCGGACGCUCUGCAGCAGAUGGCCAGAAACGGGUCUUUCACAAGCAUUAACAGUGAGGGUGAAUUCAUACCCGAGAGCAUGGACCAGAUGCUGGACCCUCUGUCUAUGAGCAGCCCUGAGAAUUCAGCAUCAGGCAGCUGUCCAUCCCUAGACAGUCCACUUGAUAGCGACACCUAUCCCAAAUCCCGUAUGCCUCGAGCCUUGAGCUACCCGGAUAACCAUCAGGAAUUCCCAGAGUAUGACAUCCCAGUGUUUGAAAAAACAGGAAAGGGCGGAACCUAUCCGAGGCGGUAUCACAUCUCGUUCGGUCCGCAGGACUACAGCGAUGGACGGAAGACGUUCCCCAGGGCGCGGCGAACACAGGCUCACGGUUUCCGCUCUCCGGUGAACUUCAGCCCGACAGAGCAGCAGAGUCCCAGCACCAGCAGCGGGAGCAGCAUCUUCACACCUGAGCUGGAGGAACCGGGACACCGGCGGCGCGGCAGUGACAUAGAGGCCAGCUCCAAUCCCACUCUCUCAGUGAUGGACAUCAGCCCUCCCAGUCGCUCUCCUCGGGCUCCAACCAAUUGGCGUCUGGGGAAACUUCUGGGUCAGGGUGCGUUCGGACGAGUCUUCCUCUGCUAUGAUGCCGACACUGGCCGAGAGCUGGCGGUUAAACAGGUGCAGUUUGACCCCGACAGCCCAGAGACCAGCAAGGAAGUGAGCGCUCUGGAAUGUGAGAUUCAGCUUCUGAAGAAUCUCUUUCACGAGCGGAUCGUCCAGUACUACGGCUGCUUACGGGACACGCAUGAAAGGACGCUCUCCAUCUUCAUGGAGUACAUGCCCGGGGGUUCAAUUAAAGACCAAUUAAAGUCGUACGGUGCUCUGACGGAAAACGUCACACGUAAAUACACGCGGCAGAUACUGGAAGGUGUGUGCUACCUGCACAGCAACAUGAUCGUCCACAGAGACAUCAAAGGUGCCAAUAUCCUCCGGGACUCCGCGGGCAAUGUGAAGCUGGGUGACUUUGGUGCCAGUCGACGGCUUCAGACCAUCUGUCUGUCAGGAACGGGCAUCAAGUCGGUGACGGGCACACCCUACUGGAUGAGCCCCGAGGUUAUCAGCGGCGAGGGAUACGGCAGGAAAGCUGAUAUCUGGAGCAUCGGCUGCACCGUGGUGGAGAUGCUGACCCAGCGGCCGCCCUGGGCGGAGUACGAAGCCAUGGCGGCCAUUUUUAAAAUCGCCACACAGCCCACCAACCCCACUUUGCCACCCCACGUGUCGGACCACGGCCGCGAUUUCCUCAAACGGAUUUUUGUGGAGACGAAGCAGCGUCCCGCUGCCGAGGACCUUUUGCGGCACACUUUCGUCCACUAGCCCCCUCUGACCAAUCAGAGACAUCCGUACGUGUCUGUAGGGUCACCUCCCAGCAGGCACGAGAGCACCUCCCCAGGACCGGUGUGAACGUCACGGCUGAACUGGGGUGGCGAUUUAAAGCAGCUUGAUUGCACCUUAAUUUCACUCGGGGGUGAGUACCCCUAAAGACCAGAACGGAUACCCGUAAAGACUCGUGGGUGUUUGGUUGUAAAGUUUUUAUUUGUUUUAAGUGUUGUAAUAUUCCCCUUGAUUGUGGAGAGAGAGCCUUAGCUCUGGAGAGUCCCGGCGGAUGCACUUGGUUGUUGUAGGAAGAUGUGGGACCUCCGAACGAGGCAGGUACGCUAACACGCUGCUAAAGGGUUAAAGGUGACGGGAUGCGUGGGACUCUCCAGCCCGGCUGUCGUGGCUCCUACAAGUUCUCAUUUUCUUGCACAGUCCUCAUUGUAUACACGCACACACACAUGUACACAUCCGAUGAUCAAAGAUCUCGCUGUAGAAUAUUGACUCGCUAUGUUGUACAAACACAACAUUUGCUGGACUUUCCCCUCAUUUUAUGGUCGCCGCCACAUACCGUACCUUCAACUAUAGAAUCCAUCAGGGUCUGUCACACCUCGCCGGCUGAUUCGUUUCUGUGUGCCUUUUUUAAAAGAGCGUAUCCUUCCUGCAGUUUUUGUAUUCUGUCGUCAGCGUCCAGUCAUUUUUCUUGAACUGUAUCUGACUCGAGUCUUUGUGACUUGUGCAGAAAGGAUGUGUGAACGCUCGGCUCUUCAUACUGUUUCUAGAUCAGCAUUAGCGGCUCCGUUCUGCCUUUCCCCCCUUCGGUCCCUCUUCAGGGUCAGAUUCACCCGUGCAUUCUCUUUGACGCAGUGCCGUAGUCUUCAAUCUGAUCGGGUAGGCAGGUUGAACAAACACACUCACCAAAGCGAAAACAAAACCCCGGACCACACAGGCAGGGUUCAGUGCCUGGACAGUCGUUCAUCGUCUCCAGAAAACCGAUCGAUCGAGAAAGUUGCAAUGACACUCCAAGUGCACUUUUUAGUAACGACAACACAACCCGGAUCGUUUCUGCUGAUAUUUGCCACACUUACACUCGAAUAAGUUUCUUGCUGAUGUCCAUCUGUCCACGUCGCAGUGUUCAUGCCAGUGGCGUAUUUCUGUACGAUUCAGAAUUUCACACAUCGCUUCUCAGCACUUAACGGUUUGCCUAUAAAUGAACCUCGCUAUCCCACGAUGCCUUGGGACAGGACGUUUCAUUCAUUCACACUGUAUGUUUAGCACUUACACGCGCUACGAUACACUCCUGGAUAUCUGAUGUGUCGCGCUCUCGCAUCCCACGCUGUGGUCGCGUUUUCCAGUGGAUUUGUGCUUUUUGUAUUUUGGGGUUUUCUUGAACUGCCAUCUUUAAGUGAAAAGUUACUCACUUCACCCCUUCAGCGAGAAAGAGAGUACGGUACUUUCCGUAUACGUCAACAUAAGAACGCAUGUGUUUACUCGAUUUACGUGAAGAAUGGAAUUAAAUUGAAUCCAAGCCGAUUUCAUAAAUCAUAAAUAGAGGAUAUGCGGUACUAACUUCUCAGCUAGUAUAAUUACACUCCAAAAAAAACGUCUGCGGUUUUGUUUACCGAUGAUGUAAACCCACCUCCAUGUCUACCCGUAUUUUAGAAGGAUUUCAUUGGCGUAGAAUACGACAGACGGACACGUUUAAUGUUUUCUUUGUUGAGCUGUCGUCGUCGCUGUGGCAGUAUUUGAAGGAUUUCUUCAUCACUCCGUACAAUGGGUCUGGACUGUAGAGAUUAGAAAGUGCCCGUUCUUGGAAUCAAACCCACGUUUAUCUUGAUCUAAGGAGCAUUACCCGUUCCGACAGCGUACACGCCACAGGAAGAGAGGAGGCAGGGUGUGUGUGUCAUGUAUGUACUGUUUUCAUGUUUCUUUGCUGAAAUGUUUGCACAUUUUGAGACCAUGGUUUUUACACUGAUUUUAAUACGUUUACCAGUGUUUUGUCAGUCGUUCUGUGCGUGAUGUUCUUGAGCGCGUCUUGAUGAAUGCUGUUUUUGUUCAAGAGGAACUGAGAUGAAACCGUUGCCCUGGAUACCAGCUUUGUUGGUUGUGUUGGUCACAUGCUCACUCGCUGGCAUCCACUGUAAGUUUGUGGGGGAUGUUUUUGGCUACUACUCGGUGGCCAACAGAAACUGACCUGGACCACGGCGGGAUGAUGCUGUUAUGCGAAUCAGGAAACUUCACAUAGGAUUGUAAUGUCAGGAUUGAUGUUUUUCACCACUGGCUGGCAUUCAACUCUUCGCCUGAAUAUGAAUUGACACAGUAAAGUUGUGCAGCUGCAGAAUUCAAAGACGUGAGUAAGUGAAGCCUCUUCCAGUUCCAUCCGAACGGCCCAAAACACGCCACCGCUGCCCCUCCAGGGUCACGAAUGCACUUUGUAUUUGUUUGUGUGAAUGAAUCUGUUGUCUGUUUGUGUUUUUAUGUGCGACGAUUGAUUGAGAAAAUGCCAGCGCACUCUGAAUGCCUUGCGCCUUGUACAACCCAUGAUAGAAAAGUUAAAUAAAAAGACGACGUUUAGAAUUUAGAAGACGGUACACUUAUCUGGUACAGAACUUCUAUCUGUUGUUUGUCCUCUUUGUCUAUCGAAUGAAAAAAGCCAUGUUUAUAAUUCUAUUUGGUUUGUGACCAAUAAGCCUGUUUAUAUCAAAUCUGUAUAUCUGUGGUGCGCAUAUUUUUUUGAUAUAUAUAUUUUUGUUUUUGUUUGUUUUUUUUACUCGAAAUUCUACGCAUGUUUGGCAUCAGAAAGGCCGGUACGGUUCCGACUGAGAUUUGCUGGAUGACAUCAUGAAAUUGUCUAUGACGACUGGCACUUUGUAAAGUGUUGCUAAUAUAAUGAAAAUAAAUAAUAAAAGAUAUUUAUUUCACUUUUCAAGACGUUCUGUUGAUUGUUGGAUCGC